GUCAGUGUGGAGUGAGCGAGGCCUGAGGACAGGACGCUGCUCCUUUAAGAGGCACUGCUCCUUUAAGAGGCGCUGCUCCUUUAAGAGGCGCUGCUCCUCACUGCUCCUUUAAGAGGCGCUGCUCCUUUAAGAGGCGCUCCUCCUCACUGCUCCUUUAAGAGGCCCUGCUCCUUUAAGAGGCGCUGCUCCUUUAAGAGGCGCUGCUCCUUUAAGAGGCGCUGCUCCUUUAAGAGGCGCUGCUCCUUUAAGAGGCGCUGCUCCUUUAAGAGGCGCUGCUCCUUUAAGAGGCGCUGCUCCUUUAAGAGGCGCUGUGGCUUUUGAGGCUGUGAUUUAUUCUAUUUUGGACGUGAGGGGAAGCGGCGGCGCUGACGGGGUUACACUGCGGAGAUGAACGACUCCGGGGGCAAUCCGCACUUGGAGGGGAUUAUUUCAGAUUUUGAAGCUCUGAAGAGGUCCUUCGAGGUGGAGGACGUGGACACCUCCGCCCACUCCCCCGGCUCCCGACGCACCACCAGCUCCCCACACCGUAACGCCAUGUCCCCCACCAGCAUCUACUACCGCGACCUGGGCAGCGCCGCCUCCGCUCCCAACAACAACAACGUCAACUUCAGCCAGCCGCGCUCCAUCAUGGGCGGAGGCGGGUCCAAAACUCCCGAACCCGUGUCCAGACGCUCCGAGUUAUCCAUCGACAUCAGCUCCUCCAGUAAACAGUUGGACGGGAUGACCAGUCCCGCCUCCGCUCGCUCCGUCAGCAGCGCGCUCAAGCGUCCCGAAAUCCUGGGUCACUCCAGAACACCCGAGAUGGGACAUAAGCGAGAGGUGACCUUCGCCAAAGCGCCGACGGACUCCCCGGGAACGCGACGCAGCGACGCCAACAGCAACAACGGCUUCGGUCGCGAGCAGCAGCACCACCCGCGGAAACUGGAGGCGCCCAGUCCGGGAGACGCGCGCAAACCCGACAUCAGCAUCACCAGGGCCCCUCCGGAGAACAACGGGCACAGCCACCCCGCCGUGCACCACCCGCACCACCCCAACCCCCACCACAACACCAUCGUCACCACCUUCCGCUGCGCGUCGCCCAGCCACGGACGCAAGUCGCCGAACCCUGACAGGUCAGAGGUUAGUCUGGGCCACACCAUGUCUGAAUCCGCCAAGCAGCACGCGGCCAAAGGCGACAAGAGCCACGCCGGCGACUCCAGCUACGUGGGAAUCGACGCCAUCCUGGAGCAGAUGAGGAGGAAGGCCAUGAAGCAGGGGUUUGAGCUCAACAUCAUGGUGGUCGGACAAAGUGGCCUCGGGAAGUCCACGCUCAUGAACACGCUGUUUAAAUCCAAAGUGAGUCGCAAGUCGGUCCAGCCGGAUCCAGAGGAGAGGAUCCCCAAGACCGUGGAGAUCAAGUCCAUCAGCCACGAUAUCGAAGAGAAAGGCGUGAGGAUGAAGCUGACGGUCAUCGACACGCCCGGGUUUGGAGAUCAGAUCAAUAAUGAAAACUGCUGGCAGCCCAUCAUGAAGUUCAUCAAUGAUCAGUAUGAGGCGUAUCUGCAGGAGGAGAUCAACAUCGACCGAAAGAAGAGGAUCCCCGACUCCAGAGUGCACUGCUGCAUCUACUUUAUACCUCCAACCGGGCACUGCCUGCGGCCUCUCGACGUGGAGUUCAUGAGGCGUCUGAGCAAAGUGGUGAACAUCGUCCCCGUCAUCGCCAAAGCCGACACGCUCACGCUGGAGGAGAGGGACUUCUUCAAGCAGACGAUUCGAGAAGGCCUGCGAGCUAAUGGCAUCGACGUUUACCCGCAGAAAGAGUUUGACGAGGACGCGGAGGACAGGCUGAUCAACGACAAGAUCAGGGAGAUGAUCCCGUUUGCCGUGGUGGGGAGCGACCAGGAAUAUCAGGUGAACGGGAAGAGGAUCCUCGGCCGGAAAACAAAAUGGGGAACUAUUGAAGUUGAGAACAUUUCACACUGUGAGUUUGCCUACCUGCGAGAUCUCCUCAUAAGGACUCACAUGCAGAACAUCAAAGACAUCACGGGGAGCAUCCACUACGAGACGUACAGGGUCCGACGGUUAAACGAGUCCAACCACAUCAACUCUCAGGCCUCCGGAUACCCCGCGCUCCAGCCCAAAGCCAACGGCCAGACGGAGCCGCAACCCGCCCCGCCGCAACCCAACGGAGUGGCCACGCAGCACGAAGUCAUGUCCCACGAGAUGUAGACGAAAGAAACCAGGACGUAACGAGAUGCACGAGGUCGUUGAGAUGUCGAGUUUACAAACCGAGUCCCCUUUAUGCUGUGAAGUGUCGUUUUCGCUUAGAUAUUCCACUACCUGCACCGCGACUCUUAUUUAAGUGACAGGUGUGGAGACGAGUUUCAUUUUCUAUAAUCCCACGUUACUUCAUAUUCGCCCGUGACUGCUCAUCAGCGCCUCUAGUGGUCGACAGCACGUCACUGCCGCACCCCCGCGCAGACCGGCUUUAUAUUUACGCCGCAGACGAACUAAAAUAUCCCUUUAAAAAACCCGACUCCCCCCGCGUAACCAAACCCAUCGUUGGUGUCGUGACGUAGCAUUUCGUUUAGGAUUAUUUAGCCACGUUUCGCUCAAAAAAAUCCAUCGACGCCUCCACAGUUCACGCGGUCACGGCGGCGUGGAGCAGAAACAAACCGGUUCCUCACUUUUUUUACCGUCUUACGUCGAUGUUUUUAAGCCCGUCCUGCCGGUUCGUCGUGGUCAUGUUGUGCGUUUUGUGUUUUUACCGUGAUUCGUGUUGUGUUUUAAUUCCGAUGGUUUUGAUCAUACAGUAUAUUAUUGUACAUGAGAGUGAUUUGUGCACCGUUAUAACUGUCUGACUGUAAACCCAAUAAAAGUUUUGUUCAAAAGAGAAGCACACAUAGUAAACGUUGAUUAUGAAUAAUAUUUAUACGUGUUUAAGUGUAACCGAUGCGUCGUCUUUUCGUUGUUUCUGGUGAACCUCCUCAGACUUUUCUUACGUUUGCCUGUUUUGCAUUUUUAUCACAAAGAUUCCAUUCAUGUUUAGCUGCACUCCAAAAAAACGUCCUUUUUCAGUAUGAGCAAAGUUGUUGAUAUUUAGAAUAAAAACUUCAGAUAAAUCUCCUAUAUUUUCACAGCAGUUUUCUAUACAAACGAACAAACCAGAUUCCCUUUUUCCAGGAGUUUUUGGGUUACGCUUUGUUUAAUGUUGUAUAGAACUUGUCCAAUUGUUUUGGUAUUAUAGAAUAAGAUUUAUCUUUGAUAUAUCUUUAAGAAUAAAAAGUGAUAUUUUGUUGUUUAAA
Molecule: messenger RNA, 3284 nt
Organism: Periophthalmus magnuspinnatus
Lineage: Eukaryota; Metazoa; Chordata; Actinopteri; Gobiiformes; Gobiidae
Product: septin-9-like
Exons: 11
Coding region: 388-2208 (606 amino acids)
Biological process (GO): cytoskeleton-dependent cytokinesis
Cellular component (GO): cell division site; septin ring; septin complex
Molecular function (GO): GTP binding; GTPase activity; molecular adaptor activity
Source: RefSeq, a predicted model, not a curated record